CUCCAGAUCAGCGCUUGGCGUCUAGCGUCAAUUUACACCAAAACGUCUCGCGAGAUGUCAUAUUUCAUUAGAUUUGAAACAUGGCGUCGGAUGGAGAAGCGGGUAGUGCUUCUGUUGUUGAACCAGAUACUGGAGACUGUGAUGCUGGAUUUGGGGACCUGACAGGCAACAUGGACACUGAGUCAUCAAAUGGCAAAGAGGCCAUGGACACGGGUGGUGAGGGUUUGGAGGCGGCGGACACCCAGACAGGUUCUGGGGACGAGGAAAGCGGCAGGCACCAGGGAGAGGUGGAGCUGCAGUGUGCUCUCUGUAUGAAGUGGUUCACAGCCGACACCUUCAGCAUCGACACUGCGACUUGUUUGCCUUUCAUGACCAACUAUGUGUUCCAUUGUAACGUGUGUCAUCACAGCGGCAACACCUACUUCCUCAGGAAACAAGCCAACCUGAAGGAGAUGUGUCUGACUGCCCUGGCUAACCUCACAUGGAGGUCCAGGACUCAGGAAGAGCACCCCAAGACGAUGUUCUCCAAAGACAAGGACAUCAUCCCGUUCAUUGAUAAAUACUGGGAGUGUAUGACCACCCGACAGAGACCUGGAAAGCUCACCUGGCCCAACAACAUAGUCAAAGCCAUGAGUAAAGAGCGGGAUGUGUUCCUGGUGAAGGAGCAUCCAGACCCAGGCAGUAAGGACCCAGAGGAGGACUACCCCAAGUUUGGCCUGCUGGACCAGGAUCUGGGCAACAUUGGACCAUCUUACGACAACCAGAAACAGACCACCGCUGCUCCCACUCCUGGAGGGCUCAACGGUGGACCUUGUUUCUCAGGUGGUCUGGCCCCCGGCCCAGGGAAGGGUAGAGGAGCCAAGCGUAAGCAGCAGCAGCAGCAACAGGAGGGAGCCACAGCCGGAGCAGCCAAGAGAACACGCAGUGACCCUCUGUUUUCGGCCCAGCGUCUACCCCCCCAUGGUUACCCCCUGGAGCACCCCUUCAACAAAGAUGGCUACCGCUACAUCCUAGCAGAGCCGGACCCCCACGCCCCCGACCCAGAGAAACUAGAGCUGGACUGCUGGGCUGGGAAACCCAUCCCCGGAGACCUCUACAGAGCCUGUCUCUACGAGAGAGUACUGCUAGCCCUGCACGACAGAGCCCCCCAGCUGAAGAUCUCAGAUGACCGUCUGACAGUGACAGGGGAGAAGGGUUACUCCAUGGUCAGAGCCUCCCACGGUGUCAGGAAAGGAUCCUGGUACUUUGAGGUCUCCAUCGAUGAGAUGCCCCCGGACACCGCAGCCAGACUGGGCUGGUCUCAGCCCCUAGGUAACCUGCAGGCCCCUCUGGGAUAUGAUAAGUUCAGCUACUCGUGGCGCAGUAAGAAAGGGACACGCUUCCACCAGUCUGUGGGGAAACACUACUCCUCAGGCUACGGACAAGGAGACACUCUGGGGUUCUUCGUAGAACUGCCGGACGGCACUGAGACAGCCAAGGCACUGCCUGACACGUACAAAGACAAGGCGCUGAUUAAGUUUAAGAGCUACCUGUACUUUGAGGAGAAGGACUAUGUGGACAAGGCAGAGAAGAGCCUGAAGACUGUUACCCCCAGCAGGAUGCUGUUCUAUAAGAAUGGGGUGAACCAGGGUCAGGCCUAUGAGAACCUGUUUGAGGGGCUUUACUUCCCUGCCAUCUCUCUCUACAGGGGCUGCACGGUGUCCGUUAACUUUGGACCACAUUUCAAACACCCUCCAAAGGACAUCAAGUACCAGCCAAUGAGUGACAUGGGCUGGGGAGCAGUGAUCGAACACACGUUGGCUGACAUGCUGUACCACGUAGAGACGGACGUGGACGGACGACGUAGCCCGCCCUGGGAAGGAUAAAUGCACGCGCACACCAGAGCUCAACACACAGACGGCCAGUUGAGUGUCUGGACAAAGGCACGGAGGAGUCCAUUCCAGCAGAUAUAGGUGGGCUGAUGUCGACCUGAACACUGACACACUGUACUCUCUAAACAUUACCUUCAUUAGUAACUUUGAAAAAAUCCUAAUGGAUAAGAUGUGUGUGUGAUCUAAAAUAGGGAGACUUUGAUGUCAGUUGACUGAUUUUUACGUGUGUCUGAAUAUAACACUCUUAGCUUAUGAAGCACGUCCAGGUGUUUCAGCAUUGUAAAUGCAUGUACUAGUAUGCAUAAACAGUUAAAGGGAAGUGUAAAAAAAAAAAAAUUCUACUUCAUAUUCAUCUCCAGCAUCACCCCAACAUCAACAUAUGUGAAAAUGGCGCGUUUCUGUUUUGUAGUAAAAAAGAGAGAAGAAAAAGUGUUUCUAAUGACAUCAUCGGUGUGCAUCAUGUGAUUUUUAACCAAUUACGAGUAGGCAUUGCCUACUAAUUGGAAACACUUAUUUUCCUCUUUUACUACAAAACAUAACACGAAUUUUAACAUGAAGUUAAAAUUGUGAAAUGUCCCUCAAAAGGAAGGAACAAAUCUGUAGAUUGUUUUGACCCAACUAAGUUUCAAUUUAAAAUAUCUAACGUUUGUCAGCACCCCAGGUAGUCUUAUUGACAGACAUUCUAUCUUCAAAUGAACAGAUUCAGUUGCCUGUGUUCUGUUAUUUGUCGUAAAAUACUAUAUAUACACAAAAGUAUGUGGACACCCCUUCAAACUAGUGGAUUUGGCUGUUUCAGCCACACCUGUUGCUGAUAGGUGUAUAAAAUUGAGCGCACAGCCAUGCAAUCUCCAUAGACAAAAAUUGGCAGUAGAAUGACCUUACUGAAGAGCUCAGUGACUUUCAACGUGGCACCGUCAUAGGAUGCCACCUCCAACAAGUCAGUUUGUCAAAUUUCUGCCCUGCUAGAGCUGCCCCGGUCAACUGUAAGGGCUGUUAUUGGGAAGUGGAAAUGUCUAGGAGCGUUGAGCAAUAACGAAGUAUGAGGCUCAGCUGCGAAGUGGUAGGCCACACAAGCUCACAGAAUGGGACCACGAGGGCUGAAGGGUGUAGUGUGUUAUCUGUCAUUGGUUGCAACACUCACUACCGCGUUCCAAACUGGUUCUGGAAGCAACAUCAGCACAAUAACUGUUUGUCGGGAGCGUCAUGAAAUGGGUUUCCAUGGCCGAGCAGCCACACACAAGCCUAAGAUCA
Messenger RNA from Oncorhynchus mykiss (rainbow trout), 3122 nucleotides. Its product is annotated as set1/Ash2 histone methyltransferase complex subunit ASH2. NCBI's taxonomy places the organism in Eukaryota, Metazoa, Chordata, Actinopteri, Salmoniformes, Salmonidae. Gene Ontology annotation, cellular component: Set1C/COMPASS complex. The record is from RefSeq and is a predicted model, not a curated record. Gene Ontology annotation, molecular function: transcription cis-regulatory region binding; protein binding.